This is a messenger RNA of Coregonus sp. 'balchen', 39600 nucleotides long. NCBI's taxonomy places the organism in Eukaryota, Metazoa, Chordata, Actinopteri, Salmoniformes, Salmonidae. The record is from the annotation of a GenBank genome assembly.
CUUGGCUCUGCUUUCUGCGGUAGCUAGCUAACGUUAGCUGUUCAUGAUGAUGGAGGAGGAAGAAUUGGAAUUUGCGGAGGAUUUGGAGGCUAUUUUGCACCUUACUCCAGAGGUGCAGUUGGCCAUCGAGCAGGUAAUCGUGCUAAGAAGGAUAGUUUCUUAUCGACAAGGAAAAUGGUAGUCUGUAUUCAGGCAUGAGCUAGAUAGCUAGUUUACCUAACGUUAGCUUGCUACCUAUGAUAGCUAACGUUAGAUGUGUUGUUAUCCUAGUUAGCUAGCUAGCUACACUAGGCUUGUCAGCUGUUUUAGUGAACUUUGCGUAUAGCUAGAUCAGUUAUUUUCAAUACAUUUCAACAGUCAUCAAAUUGUCUGUGUGAAGUUUUGUAUUUCUAGCUAUUAACCACUGUAUAGGCUAGCUGUUAAGCAAGGAAGAACCAACAACAUGUAUUUAUUGAGUCAUAUUUAUAUGCCUUAGGUUUUCCCCAGUCAAGACCCAUUGGACAGAGCAGAUUUUAAUGCUGUGGAAUACAUCAAUACAUUGUUUCCCACUGAGCAGGUAAGACUGGAGUCCUUCACUUCACAGAAACUAAAGUCCCUUUAUAUUACACCAAGGCUCUCGUCUUGGAUACUUCUGAGUUCCUAAGCUAUAUCAUUUCAUACCUAUGUUGUUUAGGGCUGUCCCCGACUAAAACAAAUAUAGGUCGACCGAGAGUUGCUACUGCCUGUAAACACACAAUCCAGUUCAAAGUAAAUGAUGGCAGGCACUUGUGGCAAAUUGCUUAUUUGCAUAUAGGCCUACUGUAGCUCUGAUUGGCGAUGGCGCACCGGUCUGCAUAGACUCCGGUCCUGGACAAGACAAGACCAAUGUUUUUAUUAGGUUUUAUUUACUGCAGUGUCUAUUAAUUGUCCAAACCCAUGGCCGCUUUAGAAUGCUAUAGAGUUUUCACAAAUGCCUUACUAUACGUAAUUCUUAAACAUUCUAUGAAUUUAUGAAAACGUGAAAAUGACCAUAUCCUAGUUCUCCUGGAACAGCACCAUGUACUCAGAGAGGUGCUGUCUGAUGAACUUCUUGAUGAUCUCCUGUUUGAUGCGGGGGUCCAAGACGUUGGCGUACAAUUAUAAUAUACAUUACAUACAUUAUAUAAUGUAUAGUCACACAUAUACAGUGCAUUCGGAAAGUAUUCAGACCCCUUCACUUUUUUCAACAUUUUGUUACGUUACAGACUUAUUCUAAAAUUGAUUAAAUUGUUUUUCCCCCCCUCUUCAACCCACACACAAUAUCCCAUAAUGACAAAGUGAAAACUGGUUUUUAGAAAUGUUUGCGAAUGUAUACAAAAAUAUAUAUAUAUAUGACAUUUACAUAAAUAUUCAGACCCUUUGCUAUGAGACUCGAAAUUGAGCACAAGUGCAUCCUGUUUCCAUUGAUCAUCCUUGAUGUUUCUACAACUUGAUUUUAGUCCACCUGUUAUAAUUUAAAUUGAUUGGACAUGAUUUGGAAAGGCACACACCUGUCUAUAUAAGGUCCCACAGUUGACGGUGCAUGUCAGAGCACAAACCAAGCCAUGAGGUCUAAGGAAUUGUCCGUAGAGCUCCGAGACAGCAUUAUGUUGAGGCACAGAUCUGGGGAAGGGUACUAAAAAAAUUCUGCAGCAUUGAAGGUCCCCAAGAACACAGUGGCCUCCAUCAUUCUUAAAUGGAAGAAGUUUGGAACCACCAAGACUUUUCCUAGAGCUGGCCGCCCGGCCAAACUGAGCAAUCGGGGGAGAAGAGCCUUGGUCAGGGAGGUCACCAAGAACCCGAUGGUCACUCUGACAGAGCUCCAGAGUUCCUCUGUGGAGAUGGGAGAACCUUCCAGAAGACAACCAUCUCUGCAGCACUCCACCAAUCAGGCCUUUAUGGUAGAGUGGCCAGACGGAAGCCACUCCUCAGUAAAAGGCACAUGGCAGCCCGCUUGGAGUUUGCCAAAAGGCACCUAAAGGACUCUCAAACCAUGAGAAACAAGAUUCUCUGGUCUGAUGAAACCAAAAUUGAACUCUUUGGCCUGAAUGCCAAGCGUCACGUCUGGAGGAAACCUGGCACCAUCCCUACGGUGAAGCAUGGUGGUGGCAACAUCAUGCUGUGGGGAUGUUUUUCAGCGGCAGGGACUGGGAGGCUAGUGAGGAUUGAGGGAAAGAUGAACAGAGACAUCCUUGAUGAAAACCUGCUCCAGAGCGCUCAGGACCUCCGACUGGGGAGAAGGUUCACCUUCCAACAAGACAACAACCCUAAGCACACAGCAGAGACAACGCAGGAGUGGCUUCGGGACAAGUCUCUGAAUGUCCUUGAGUGGCCCAGCCAGAGCCCAGACUUUAACCCGAUUUAACAUCUCUGGAUAGACCUUAAAAUAGCUCUGCCACAACGCUCCAUCCAAUCUGACAGAGCUUUAGAGGAUCUGCAGAGAAGAAUGUGUGCCAGAUACAGGCGUACCAAGCUUGUAGCGUUAUACCCAAGAAGACUUGAGGCUGUAAUCGCUGCCAAAGGAGCUGAAUACUUAUGUAAAUGUAAUAUUUCCGUUUUUUUUAUUAAAUACAUUUGCAAAAUUUUCUAGAAAAUGUUUCUGUUUUUGCUUUGUCAUUAUGGGGUAUUGUUUGUAGAUUGAUGAGAAAAUGUAAUCAAUUUUUGAAUAAGGCUGUAAUGUAACAAAGUGGAUAAAGUCAAGGGGUCUGAAUACUUUCCGAAUGCACUGUAGGCCUACAGCUCAAUGGUGGUUAUACAAGGCUACUAUACAAAGCCUACUAAUGAUAACUACAUUACUUAUUAUUAUAAUAAUGAUCAUAGUAAUAAUUGUAAUAAUAACAGUAAGAAGGCGAUCAAGAAAAAGCAGGGUAUAGGAGCAAGUGCUGCGUGCAUAUUAUUUGUGACAAACAGGUGCUGUUACAUUACAAAAUUAUUUUUCUGCCUGUUUGUAAGUGUAAAUCACACUAAAUAAAUUAAGUAAUACCAGUCUGUUCUAACGAAAAACUAUUGUAAAGCCUUUAUUACAGCAUAGCAAAGAUUAAAAACAGCCAAAUCUGUGAAAUUGCUUUAUCCGACAUUUUGCCGUUGCAUGAGGCUUGGUGCUCAUGGAAUCAGUAGGCUAUUAAACAAACACUCAAACAGGCAACAGAAGCAAUAUGUCUUAUUUCUUUAGAUAUACAGUACCAGCCAAAAGUUUGGAGACACCUACUCAUUCAAGGGUUUUUCUUUAUUUUUACUAUUUUCUACAUUGUAGAAUAAUAGUGAAGACAUCAAAACUAUGAAAUAACACAUAUGGAAUCAUGUAGUAACCAAAAAAGUGUUAAAAAAAUCAAAAUAUAUUUUAUAUUUGAGAUUCUUCAAAGUAGCCACCCUUUGCCUUGAUGACAGCUUUGCACACUCUUGGCAUUCUCUCAACCAGCUUCACCUGGAAUGCUAUUCCAACGGUCUUGAAGGAGUUCCCACAUAUGCAGAGCACUUGUUGGCUGCUUUUCCUUCACUCUGCGGUCCAACUCAUCCCAAACCAUCUCAAUUGGGUUGAGGUCGGGUGAUUGUGGAGGCCAGGUAAUCUGAUGCAGCACUCCAUCACUCUCCUUCUUAGUCAAAUAGCCCUUACACAGCCUGGAGGUAUGUUGGGUCAUUGUCCUGUUGAAAAACAAAUGAUAGUCACACUAAGUGCAAACCAGAUGGGAUGGCGUAUUGCUGCAAAAUGCUGUGGUAGCCAUGCUGGUUAAGUGUGCCUUGAAUUCUAAAUAAAUCACAGACAGUGUCACCAACAAAGCACCAUCACACCACCUCCUCCAUGCUUCACGGUGGGAACCACACAUGCAGAGUUCAUCCGUUCACAUACUCUGCAUCUCACAAAGACACGGCGGUUGGAACCAUAAAUGUCAAAUGUGGACUCAUCAGACCAAAGGACAGAAUUCCACCGGUCUAAUGUCCAUUGCUCGUGUUUCUUGGCCCAAGCAAGUCUCUUUGCAGCAAUUCGACCAUGAAGGCCUGAUUCACACAGUCUCCUCUGAACAGUUGAUGUUGAGAUGUGUCUGUUACUUGAACUCUGUGAAGCAUUUAUUUGGGCUGCAAUUUCUGAGGCUGGUAACUCUAAUAAACGUAUCCUCUGCAGCAGAGGUAACUCUGGGUCUUCUUUCCUGUGGCGGUCCUCGUGAGAGCCAGUUUCAUCAUAGCGCUUGAUGGUUUUUGCGACUGCACUUGAAGAAACUUUCAAAGUUCUUGAAAUGUUCCGUAUUGACUGACCUUCAUGUCUUAAAGUAAUGAUGUCCAAUUUGUAAGUCGCUCUGGAUAAGAGCGUCUGCUAAAUGACGUAAAUGUAAAUGUAAUGAUGGACUGUCGUUUCUCUUUGCUUAUUUGAGUUGUUCUUGCCAUAAUAUGGACUUGGUCUUUUACCAAAUAGGGCUAUCUUCUGUAUACCAACCCUGCCUUGUCACAACACAACUGAUUGGCUCAAACGCAUUAAGAUAAAAUUAACUUUUAAGAAUGCACACCUGUUAACUGAAAUCCAUUCCAGGUGAUUACCUCAUGAAGCUGGUUGAGAGAAUACCAAGUGUGCAAAGCUUUCAAGGCAAAGGGUGGCUACUUUGAAGAAUCUAAAAUCUAAAAUAUAUUUUGAUUUGUUUAACACUGUUUUUGGUUACUACAUGAUUCCAUAUGUGUUUGAUGUCUUUAUUCUACAAUGUAGAAAAUAGUUUUUUUUUUAAAAUGGAAUGAGUAGGUGUGUCCAAACUUUUGACUGGUACUGUAUAUGGAUGAUUUAUAAAACCAGGCACAUUUAACAUUUUGGCUAUUGAUUAUAGACCUAAUGAAGUUGGGUCUAUAAUCUCGCUCCUCAAUUUUCUUAGACAUUUAGGCUAAGCCCUAUUCGAACGGGACUAGUAUUACUAGAGAACGUUGGUUAUGUAAUUAUGUCGGUUAUUCCAGAGGACAAUUCAGACGGGAUUAGUUUUUAUUUUUUACAAACUGCCCCCGUCACUCUUUUUAUUUUUUAUUUUUUAUAAAUUGACAGUUAUGACAGAAGCCUUUAGGUUGUUUUCUAGGCGUGUUUUCUAGAUAUUUCAACAACUCCAGGCGAUAACAGGGCUACACUGAUAACUCGAGCUUGGUUCCGAAGUUUCUAAACCAUACCAAACCAUCUUUGGUAUAGUGUCACCAUAAUAUUUGAAUUGAGGAAGUGUGAUCAUAAUCAUUAAGAUAUUUUAGUGAUCCGCACUAGACGGCCUAAAUGCCCCACAGCCUUCAGAUGUACUUGCACUUUGGAUGCGAAAGUGAUCUUAUCAUUUCCAAACGUUUAGGUCAGUUGUAUGCUGCUUUGCGAUCUUUUAACAGCAAGGGUUACAUUAAAUAGGCACAAUAUGUUUUACUGAUGCAUUUGGCAAUAUUCAGUUAAUAUGUACAAAACAUAUGAACAAAAGCAUUCACUGUGAAAGAUGAUACAUGUAGGUCCUUCAUAUAUAGGCUAUGCGCAGCACUUUGUUCAAUUUAUCGAAUCAGCUAUUGUUUUCUUGCUCAAACCGUGAGCAACACCUGUAAAACUCAGACAUUUCGCACAAAACACAGGAAUGUCGAUUCGCACAGGACUAGUAUUAUCAGAGAACCUUGGGGUUUGCCAAAAUACAGUAGGUUAUUCUGGCUGGAAUUGUUACUCUCCUGCCAUGUACAAAUUACUGACAUGGCAGAUUCGGACUGGACUAAAAUGACAGAUGUGGUGUUUUGUGCUUGUGCACAUAAUUACAUUACCCGAUCACCCCCAGUAAAACUAAUCCCGUUUGAAUAGGGUUCCGCUGCAUUGUUCUCAAUCCCAAUAUAUGCUGGUUGCUAUUAGCACAUAGAAACAUAGGGAAAGGCACCAAUUAUACAGCGCAUUGAAGAUUGUUUCAGAACCGCGGACAGCGACCGUAUCCAACGCGGGAGAUGCACAUUUGUUAUAGAAUAAUAUUCUAUUUAUUACUGUUGCUCAAUUAUUUGUACAUAAUACAACCAUAUACAAUUUAAGUAUCACAUGUCUUAGAAUGAUGGACUGUGCCAUCCCCGUGGCCUUUGCAAUGGAUCAGACCACAGAGACAGGCGGGAAUCAGACCGGUGUCUUGUGCACCAUGAAAAAAAGAAAUACAUAGGGACUGCGCGACUAAAGAACUCUCGGUCGACCAACAGCCUAUCGACCAAACAAUUGACCGGUCAACUAAAUGGGGUCAGCCCUAAUGUUGUUACAUGGUGAGAAAGAGUUAUAGUCUAGCAGCUGGCUGACAUAAAACUCUUCCUGACUGCAGUCUGGAAAGGAACUCCCUAAAAACCGGAAGUGACUUUUCGUUGCAGGUUAGGAGAGCAUUUUCACUAACACUAAACCUUUUCCUAACAUUGACCUAAUUCUCCUAACCUGCUGCAUAAGUUCUCCUAACCUGCUACGAAAAAGUAACUUAUGGUCAUAGUUGUAUCGAAGUGGUGUGUUCAUAGGGAAUCUCGUCUGGAAAAGCUCCUUGAUGUUGUAGGCAUGAUGCGUUGAUUUACUGAUUAAGGGUAUUUGUUUAAGCUGCCCUCUGUUGAACCGGGUCGCUGAGGGAGGCGCGCCUUGCUCGUAUGUUGUCAACAAGGCAGCAUGAUGCGUCGUUAAGAAACAUACAUCUUAUUUCCAUACAAAUAAUGUUCACAUUUUCGACCUAUUUUUCAUUGGUAAGGCAGGUAAAGCAUUUUUAUCAAAAGCAAUGGCUUUUGCAUGUGAAAACACAUAAUUAUUCUCAUUACUCCACGUGCUUAACCUAUGUAAUUUUUUAUUUGAGCCGACUUCGCCGUUGGCUAGAAUGGGGGGCGGCUCACGCCCAGGAGGCAGCCCGGUUCAAGCCGAUUGCAGUCAACACUAACCCGGGUCACCCAUGGCAUGCCCGUGGCAUUAAUCAAAUUCCCUCAUUGGUUCUCUGUGUCUUUCUCACUAAAACACCCAUGGACAGCCACACACAGCCCUGAGCGCCAACCCCUUCCAAUAAAACGGUUGAAUUUUCUAGUCCAAACAAUGAGAGGUUAAUUCAAAUAAAUAAAAAAUGUCACAUAGGUGCAGUGAAAUGUGUUGUUUUCAACCCCCCAGAGAAAAUCCCCCAGGUCUCAACCCCCCAGGGGGGAAAUAAAAGUUUGAGAGAACCAAUCAAAGCUCAAGACAAUUUUUGCGCAAAUAUGGCACCGACAAACGGACUCCUGUGAACAGACCAGUGUCACGCCUCUCCCUCACUGUUUACCACUUGAGUCUCGUCAGCGAGGGAAAAAAAAGUAAGGCCAUACGAAUGUGAAAAUGUGCACGAUCAUAGCAAAAAUAAUGUACUCAAGCUUCCAAUAAAGAGAUGCACAACUUCCUCUCGGAUUAUGGCUGAACAAUCUCUUUUAGCCUCCCCAAGAUGCUAAAAUCUCUUGAUUAGGUCGCUAGGUGUCGAAAUAAAGAUGCUAUAGUAUUUUUUAAAGUGUGUACUUAUUUUUAUUUUUUCACUCGCUCGCCUCACUUUUCAAUAAAAUUUAAUGAAAUGUGUAUGGCCUAGCGAAACAAAGGUCUGAUUGACCAAGUAGAAAGUAAUAAUCAUGUUGACAUGCCCACUAGAUGGUGCCUGAUGCCUGUGUACCUUUGUAACAUUAGAAAAGGGUCCUUCAUCCUCCAAAUCAGUCCAUACAACUUGGUUUUGUGUGGGGAGUAGAUUUUGGUCAAUUCAUAAUCAUGAUACCCCUGUGUUUCCACAGUCACUGGCUAAUAUAGAUGAUGUGGUCAACAAGAUCCGUCUGAAGAUUCGGUGAGUGACCUCACAUUAAUGUUUACAAUUUUUUAUUUGUUUGACAGAAUAUUAUUGAUUGAGUGUGUGUGUGUGUGUGUGUUUCAGUCGUCUGGAUGACAACAUCAGGACGGUGGUGAGAGGCCAGACCAACGUGGGCCAGGAUGGCAGACAGGUGAGUGAGCGGACAGUCUGGGAUUACUCUUCAGUGUGUGGCUACCUGUUGUUCUUGGAUCAUGCCCCUGACUGACUGUGUGCAGGUGUCACACACACACACACACACACACACUUCAUCCCUCCAACAGACUGGUGAACUGAGAUGAUGUUUUGCAAACUUUUCCCCAAGGAUUACUCCUCCUAACCCAGACAAAUAUGUUGGUGCUUCUUUUUCUGUUUCUCUGUCCUCACUAACGCCAUGGAAAAGGACAGGAUGAGUCAGAACCAUCCCGUUCCCUACUGUUAGAACUACUGCUGUCCUACAUGGAAAGGUUCCCCUCCAUUAUUCAGGGAUUACAUUUGGACCUGUGUUUUGGUGUCCCGCCGUUUCUCAUCUGAGAACGUCGGAAAAACCAUUGAUUUAACGCAGACCCUCGCUCUGUCAGGGAACUGUGAUUUUGUGGGAAAUGUGACACCUGAUGGGGGAGCUGUUUCAGUGUGUGUGUGUGUUGUUGCGUGUUUCUGGGAUGGUGGUCCGGUCCUGCUCUGUUACCACUGGAUUAUUGGAAAUGUUCUGGACAGAAUCCACAAACCCAUGGGGUUGGUAGGCACGGCAAGCAUGGCACUGUACUGUUGGGUUUCUGGUCUGUUGGUCUCGUAAUCCUUUCUGCAGAUGGAAAGAUGGAGAGGUGUUCAUUACAGCCAGAGAUGGAGAGAGGGAGCAAGAACAGGAGAGGAGAAAAGGACUUAAAAAGUCGUUGGGUUGGGUGCACUAGUUUGGCAGAGCUUGUCCCAAGGUGCCAAAUCCACCUACUUAAUUGAGCGCUCCUAAUGACAAAGGUUGAGAAAAGUUGAGAAAGGAUGGAGGGAAGAACAAAGAAUGGAGGUGGAGAAGGGCUGGAAAGAUUUCCCUUGUAUUUAGCAGAGGUGGGACAAAGUCAUUGUUAUGCAAGUCACAAGUAAGUCUCAAGUCUUUGCCCUCGAGUCCCGAGUCAAGUCGAGUCAAAGAUGAGGCAAGUCCCAAGUCGAGUCAAAAGUCAAAGCCAUCAAGUCUCAAGUCGAGUCCAAAGUCCUACAUUUUAGUUUCGAGUCAUUUCAAGUCCUCUUAGCAAGUCUUUGCAAGUCAUUACAAGUCCUCGUAGCAAGUCUUCUCGAGUCAUAAGGCGCAAGUCCAAGUCAAGUCACGAGUCAUUGAUGUUAAAGUCCAAGUCGAGUUGCAAGUCUUUGUACAUUUUGUCGAGUCGAGUCUGAAGUCAUCAAAUUCAUGACUCGAGUCUGACUCGAGUCCAAGUCACAUGACUCGAGUCCACACCUCUGGUAUUUAGUCUGUAGGGGCAGCAGACUGGCAGCGAUCAGCAGAGCAGGAUGGAGAUGUCUGCUUUAGAUGCCCAGGCCCAGUCCCCAGGGAAGGGGUAGAUGGAAUCAGAAUGCCAGGGAUAUUUGGAGCAGGUGGGAGAAUUUGGGUGUAUGUGGGUGUGGGUGCAUAUGAGAGUCACGCACACACACACAGGAAAUUCAUUCCAUUCAGUCUUCUCUUGUCUAAGCAGUUCUGACUGGUUUGUUGUCGUUGCCAGCUCUUUUACUAAGCAGCUGUCAAAAGCAGCUACAAGUGUUUUGUCUGGCCAGCCCAUCGUCAUGGUAACAGAAGGCCAAACAUGUCUCACUGGUUCACUGCAGUUUAAACUGCCCAAAUCCCAUUUAAGUCAAAUCUAGUUGCUUGCCUUUACAAUCGCACAGUAAACAAUUUAUAAGUGAUUAAUAAGUCGCUCUCAGACAUACUAUUGUUCUCCUGAUUAUUGAUUAUGAAACUUUGCAGACAAAAUAAAAUGGAAACUAUUUAUUCCCUGAGGAAGUUGAUUCAUUGUUCUCAACAAGUUUAUUGUUGGUGCAUGGAGUCAGUAUGGGACAGUGAGUGGCGGAGGCUCGGUGUUGGGGGGAGGGUGGGGCAUUAUGGGAGUGGGAGAGAGGCUUAUUAAGAAACCAAACAUUUGUUAUCAAUUACGCGUAGCCUAGCCAUUCAUGCCAGAAAAUGUUAACAGCAUUGAGCUUGCAUAGCUCAGUCACCAUAGCCAUUAUUCAGCUAUGCACCGUACUUUUCCCAUGCGCAGCUGGAUGUCCCCUAAUGGUCAGGUCAGCUGUGGGGCUUUAUGGUCGUCAAUGAGGCAGCGGGUGGGGAUCCGGCCGGCCGGCAUGAGGAUGGGUUAUGGUUAUUGUGUGUGUGCUCGUGCCUGCGGAUGUCGUGAGUGUGUGCAUGUCUUACGUGUGUGUGUGUGUUUGUGUGUUUUGCAGAUGUCUUACUGUAGCUCCUGGCAUCUGGAUGUACUUAUUAGGAACACUGAGACGGAAUGAGAACCUCCUUGAGAAGCAAACAUAACAUAAAUAUUUAAUCUAAACUCAGGAAGGGUAGUUUACUGCUUCAAGUUGGGUUCUCUGCUCUUUCAUCUGCUGUGUAUCCCUUCCUGUCUUUUCUUUGUCUCUCACUUUAUUGUCCAUUUACAUGGAAAUUCAUUUUGUGACCUCAGCAUACAAAUACACAAACACAACAACAAUAUAUUAUAUGCAGUACGGAAAACUCUCGGUCACUCUCUUCCGCUGUCAUUCAUCUCUCUCUUUCUUUCCCUCUCUCAUUCUCUGAUGUUCAUUUCUGUUGAUGUGUUGCUGUUGCCUUUUCCCCAAAACAAUAUGAACAUAUCCUUUAACACUGAGAUAAUGUGAUGGUUACCAUGUAAUUUGGACACACGAGUGACCCACCCAACCACAGAAAUAGAAUGACUAGAGUGGACAUGCCCAUACAAAUCAAUGCUCGUUCUAUUUCUAUGGACCAAGCAUCCAGCUCUUUAUACUGGAUUCUCAAUGGCUUUGCCUUCUCCUGUAAUAUACCUGAACAUAUUUCUAUCCCUGUUAUUAUGGAGUACGUUGUGCAGAGAAUAGGCUACUUAUUGUAGCCUCGCCUGUUUGCUUUAUAAACAAAUGUGUGUGUUCUGUCUGAUAAGAGCUUGGUACAUAUGAAGAAUGCCUUGUAUACUGUUUAUUGAAUGUUAAAAAGGUCUUCAUUUACUAUGUACGACCUAGGGUAAACUACAGGGUCUAUGGAUAGGAGGAAUGCGUGACUUGUCAUUGUGGGGGACAUCCACAUCUCUUCAUAUCUGUCAGUGGAAGAAACUCCUCUCUAACCGCCCCCUGCCUUCCCCUCCUCAAAAAAUCUCCAAAUAGAGUCCACUUGUGUGGCAGGCAGUGCUCUAUUUCUGCAGGGUUGAAAUGUGGCCUCUCCCCUGUCUGGGACUGGGUUGGAACAGGGGAUGGAUGGGGGCGUAGUAGAGAUAGCGAUCUCAGCCCGGCAGACGUGUGCUGGGCUGUGGUCUACCCACUCCCUUGCUCAGACACUUGGGCGAUAAGGCUAAACACAGGAAAUGAACGUUAGGAGGAGAGAGGCCAGGAAAGCUGGCUCACUGAGUGGCUUCUCAGUCCAACUCUUUAUCAGGGUCUUCAGACUAUGGGCUCUACUCAGCGUGUGUGUAGGUUGUGUGUGUGUGUUUUUGGUAUUGGUUGUUUGGGCCUCAGGCUGUUAUGGAAUUAGUAUUCUGGUGGGUUCUUAAGGUGGUUAGAUGUCGUUCGUCUCUAGGGGCCUGUUUGAAUCAAAAUAUCAUCCUUCCUCCCUGAGGUAAUCACAGAUCUGAGAGAGUUGGGUUGGUGAAAGCAGUUAUGGUUGAGACCUUGCUUUCACUUAUUCAAUCAGGUAUAGAUCAGUCAAUGGUAAGCUCAAGGAAGUGAGGCGGAAAGGAGACAUUUUGUAAAGUAUUCAAAGUAUGUUGAUGGUCUUGGCCAUGACCAACCAAGGUUCUCAGCUUCCUGACUUUCCUUGCUUUUUCCUGGUACAGAUAGUAACCAUGUAGUUUAUCAGAGCCUGCCCUGCGUGCCUGCUGGUUUACCUGAGGGGUCUACCAGUGUGAAUGUGUCCACACCCAGGGAGUCUGGCUCUGUGACCCUGUCAUCAUGCUAGGCCGCUAAACAGAAUAGAUGCUGCUUCCUGCAGAGACUAAAAGGAAUCCACUGCUGUCAACAACACCGAUUGUGUGUGAGAGUGUAUGAGUAAGAGAGAGAAUGUGUGUGUUUGCCUCGUCCGUCCACUUUUGAAGAGCCUUGUAAAAGUGGUACAUUCCUUAGGCAGCUGGUGCCGGCUGUUAGGAUUCCAUCUUUGUGAGAAGGAGAGGAGAGCCCCACACACACACACACACACACCACGCUGGGCCAGUGUUAGGCUAGCUACCCCCAAUUACCCUGGCGUCAGAUGGCAGUGCCAAAGCCCAGCUCAGACCAUCAAAGCCCAGCUGCGUGGCCUAAAAGGGAAACAUUAGAUAGUAAUUAGUUUACUUCUCAGUGAAAAAAGCACCACUCUGUUGAGAUACUGUACAUAUUUUGACCAGAGUUGCAUUUUAUUUGACACCCCUCUCUGAGCGAUGUGAUAACGCAUGUCAUGAGCAGGUCCUCUAUUCCACUAGCCAGUCAGUCUAUAACAUGGGUUGUUGGGGUUCAAAUACAUGGCUAUGGGGUUGGGAAUGGGUAGUAGGAUAUCUCUCUCUGUGUGCAGCUGCUGGCAGGAGGGAGAGACCGCUCUUCUUACCGACUGGAAUGUGAGAGCAAAGUGUGGGAGAGGUUUCUCAUCCCCACGCCGUUCCUUCUGGUUUCUCAUCCCCACGCCGUUCCUUCUGGUUUCUCAUCCCCACGCCGUUCCUUCUGGUUUCUCAUCCCCACGCCGUUCCUUCUGGUUUCUCAUCCCCACGCCGUUCCUUCUGGUUUCUCAUCCCCACGCCGUUCCUUCUGGUUUCUCAUCCCCACGCCGUUCCUUCUGGUUUCUCAUCCCCACGCCGUUCCUUCUGGUUUCUCAUCCCCACGCCGUUCCUUCUGGUUUCUCAUCCCCACGCCGUUCCUUCUGGUUUCUCAUCCCCACGCAGUUCCUUCUGGUUUCUCAUCCCCACGCUGUUCCUUCUGGUUUCUCAUCCCCACGCCGUUCCUUCUGGUUUCUCAUCCCCACGCCGUUCCUUCUGGUUUCUCAUCCCCACGCCGUUCCUUCUGGUUUCUCAUCCCCACGCCGUUCCUUCUGGUUUCUCAUCCCCACGCCGUUCCUUCUGGUUUCUCAUCCCCACGCCGUUCCUUCUGGUUUCUCAUCCCCACGCCGUUCCUUCUGGUUUCUCAUCACGCCAUUUUGUUUGGUGUUCCAUCCCCCUGCUGGGGCGCCUAUAAAUAUGACCUGACGAGGAAGAGAGGAGAAUAGCAUGACUCCAGAAUGUCCCUGGUGCUUCCUACUAAACAAGAUAUAGUGAUGGGGUUGAUUAGCCUGUAAUCUUGAAACCCAGAGCCAAAUUCUUACAUGAACACUAGCCUCUGGCCUGCUGUAAGGAGAGACUAAAUAGCCUGGUCCCAGAUCUGUUUUGCUGUCUUGCCAACUCCUAUGGCCCAUUGUCACGCCAAACAAACAGAUCCGGGACAAGGCUAAGGGGAUGAUAGAGAAAUGUAAAAUAAUCCCUCUUGGCCUUAGUGCUAGAUGUCAGCUACAUCCCACUCAAUGUCUAAAUAGAUGUCUACCAGAAAGUAAACUUGUUUAGAGAGUGCUGGUACUUAAAUUACCUCUUUCAAACCUGUCUCUCUCUCUCCUUUCUUUCUUUAUCUCUCUCCCUCCCAGGCACUGGAGGAGGCUCAGGUAGCCAUCGGCCAGCUCUUCGGCAAAAUCAAAGAGAUUAAGGACAAGGCUGAGAAAUCUGAGCAAAUGGUGAGUAAACAAACAAAACACAGCCAGACUCCUCCACAGGAGCCAUCUUGUCUACCCUGUCUAAAGCUUGAGGGUGCCCCUGUUUGUGUAGGUGUGUGUGUGUUGCUGUGUGUGUGUAUGACUGAGGGUGCCCCCUGGAGACUCUGACAUUCUGUAGAGACAUACACUGUAGUGUUAUAAUAAGUGGAGGUAAUGCUCCUGCUGUGUGUGGGUUGGUUCUUCCUCUCCUUGUGCGGACCUAAAAUCCCCCAAAUUCCCCAUAAGGAUAGUAAAAGAAGGAAGAUUCUCCCCGUGGGGACAUUUCACACGUCCCCAUGAGGACAAAGGCUAUUUUAAGCUUAGGGGUUAGGUUCAGGGUUAGGGUUACAAUUAGGGUUAAUGAUUAGGCAUUUGGGUUUAAGGUUAGGGUUAUGGUAAGGGUUAGGGAAAAUAUGAUUUUGAAUGGAAAUUAAUUUUAGGUCCCCACAAGGAUAGAAGAACAUAACGUGUGUGUGUGGGGAGGGGGGGGGGGUCACAGGAAGGCCGCUGGGCUGGGUGGGUAAAGAGGAACAAUGGAGAGGAACCCCUCCCGCAAUGGGUAUGUUGUAGGAAUUAUGUCUCAACUCAAACAGAUGUCUUAUUACUCUCUCUCUGCACCUUGUCUCUGUCUAUCUCCUCUCCACUCCUCUACCUCUAUCCCCUCCUCUUCCCCUCUAUCGCUUCCCUAUACACUUUUCUCCACCCACCCCUCCCUCCCUCCCCCCCCCCCUCUCGCUAUCUCUCAGGUCAAGGAGAUAACGCGGGACAUCAAACAGCUGGACCAUGCUAAGCGUCACCUGACCACCUCCAUCACCACCCUCAACCACCUGCACAUGCUGGCCGGGGGCGUGGACUCUCUAGAGUGGGUACUCACAGUGCCACCUAUGGGCGUGGAGGGGAGGGCCAACUGUGGGCCGCGACCCAUAGGUUGAAAAGCACUGAUCUAGAAGUUACACAGGGAUGAAUCCUAAGUUAAAUAUUUGUGGGUGACUCUUGUAAUACAUGCAUUGAUGUCAAUGGAAGAUUUGUGUGAAAAUGUAGCUCUGUAUGUGCAUCUCGAGUUAGGAGUUGGCAAAUAGAAAGGAAUACAAAAGAUCAUUGGAAACCAUUGUGCACUGUUACUGCCUCAAGCCAAGGUGCUGGGUCUCUCUUAGUUUGGCACAUAUAUCAUUGACUAAAUGUUGAAGUGGCUGCUUGUAUGUGUAGGCACUAGCCAGAACUCCAAAUUAGAACUGUCAGUGAUGUGUUCUGUGUGUGUCCCAGGGCCAUGACGAGGAAGAGGCAGUAUGGAGAGGUGGCUAACCUGCUACAGGGGGUGGUCAACGUGCUGGAACACUUCCACAAAUACAUGGGCAUCCCUCAGAUCAGACAGCUCUCAGAGAGGUAACCAUACAUGCACGCACAUGCACUCACACACGCAUGUACGCACACACCCCCGCACAUGCACACACACGCCAUGCUCAACCACGGGCAACACAUUCCCUUUCUUAACUGACCAUAACACCGUACCAGUAAUACUGUACGGAAACACUCAGUAUUUCAAACAAACACAGCUCAAACUUGCAAACCAACCACUGCAUGCAUGCAUCAUACUGUAUUUCCCAGUCAGUCAAUUUUCCUGACAUUAUUGUAUUCCUAACUCCAGUUUUUUUUUCUUGGUGCUCUCCCAAACUGUAGAGGCUGCAGCCAGCCCAGGCCAGGCCUGUAGAGCCCAGAGGUAUUCUGUUGUGCUCAUCAGAAUCAGAUCCUGUUUUAUAUUUACUGAGGAGAGGAGGCUGCGGGCUGCUGAAAUACACAGGAAGGAAAUGCACUGAAUAGAACUCCUUUAUGCAUAAAUUUUUUCCACUGAGGGCUUGGGCUGUGCUUUCCUCUGGCUGGGUGUGUUUGAGAGUGUCUUUGUUUGAGAGAGUGUCUUUGUGUGUGUGUGUGCCAGAGAGGAAAAGUGUGUUUGAGAGCGCGAGAGUGUUUCUUUGUGUGAUCUUGUGUGUGUGAUUGAAAGAUUUGGCCUUUUUCCUCUCUUCUUUCUCCUCCACAGGAACAGUUCUGGGGUGUGUUAAGCACUAGUCCAGACCCCAUACCAGGUCACUACAGAGUAAGGUCUGUGUUCAGCCCUCAACCCAGCUAGUCCCUAUGUCCCUUUGGCCGGGGGAGCUAGCUGUGCUAUCUGCUCUGUUUGCCUUCGAGUGGAUGAUAAAAACAUGAAUUUAGGAGAGUAAGGAAGUGUGUUUGUGUGUGGGAGGGAGGUGUCGUUUAAUGUUUUUUUCUUCCAUACACUUUAUAUUUAUCCGGAGUUGUGUGUCUGUGUGUCCAAUGCUCAUCAAAACCACCCACACACUCUCUGACCACCACUGCUUUGUUAUCUGGAAAGGGGUAAAUACAGAACUGAGUCUUCAGAAGAAAUUGGCAAACAUAUUGAGGGAUGACCAGACAGAGGGACAGCUGUAGCGUGGGUCUGACUGAUUGUCAGGGGCAUUACAUUUACGUUUUAGUCAUUUAGCAGACGCUCUUAUCCAGAGCGACUUACAGUUAGUGAGUGCAUUCAUUAUUAUUUUUUAAUAUAUUUUUUUCAUACUGGCCCCCAGUGGGAAUCGAACCCACAACCCUGGCGUUGCAAACGCCAUGCUCUACCAACUGAGCUACAUCCCUGCCGGCCAUUCCCUCCCCUACCCUGGACGACGCUGGGCCAAUUGUGCGCCGUCGCAUGGGUCUCCCGGUCGCGGCCGGCUACGACAGAGCCUGGAUUCUAACCAGGAUCUCUAGUGGCACAGCUAGCACUGCGAUGCAGUGCCUUAGACCACUGCGCCACCACUGCCCGCCCUGUGGCAUGGCAUCCAUCUUGUUUAUUCUGGAAGGUUCUUCUUGUUGCUCUAGGAUUGGACUCUAAAUGCCACACCAGAUUCACUCUUCAUAUUAGGCCAGUGGUUCUAGUUCUCACCAUGGUUGUGUGUCCUCUCCUGUUAAGCCAGUGGUUCUGGUUCCCACCAUGGAACUAUGUGCUGUACUGUGUGACCCAAUAAACACUUCUGGAAUUUCUCUGACCCAAUGAGUAAACAAAACCACUGGCCCAAGUCAUGCCAGUUUUGCCACGGCCCGAAAGCUGUCAGUCACAACUUACCAGUGGGUCACUCCCAACCUAGCUACCAUCUGGGAAACCGUUUCAUUCUGAAAAUAUCUACAGUUAUGCUACACCAGCUCUAAACCCAGCUCCAGCUUUCAUGAUGGCAAUGUUUUCUCAAUGUUUCUCCACGGUUUGUGUCAUCCACAGGGUGAAAGCGGCCCAAAGCGAGCUGGGGACUCAGAUCCUGGCAGACUUUGAAGAGGCCUUCCCCGCUCAGGGGUCAAAGGUGAAAUAUUUGUGUACUAUGAAUGCCUUGUGUGUUAUAUGUGCUUAAUUAAACAAUUGUAUGUGUGACUAUACAUUAUAUCAUGAAUGUAAUGUAUAUUAUAAUUGUAUGUGUGUUAACCCAAGGUAUUUUGUGUGUGUAUUCUAUAUCCCCAGAGAGCAGGGGGACCCAGUAAUGUUCUGAGGGAUGCCUGUCUGGUGGCCAACGUCUUGGACCCCCGCAUCAAACAGGAGAUCAUCAAGAAGUUCAUCAGACAGCACCUCUCUGAGUACAUGGUGCUGUUCCAGGAGAACCAAGAUGUGAGUUUGUUUAUUGUACUGCUAAGCAUUAAAGUGGAACUGACAGCAUUUUAGCAACAUUAAAUAUGAUUAAAAUCUGUUCAUAUACACCCCCAGGAAUAUGAUAAGAUUCUGAUAAGCGAGCACUUAUCAGAACUGGUCAUUUUCAAGUUUAAAAAAAUUCAUAGAAUGUUUGAGAAUUACGUAUAGUAAGGCAUUUGUCAAAAUUCUAUAGCAAUAUAGAGUGGGAAAGCGGCCUUGCUUUUGGACAAUUAAUAGACACUGCAGUAAAUAACACCUAAAAAAAACAUGGACUUGUGCAGGACUGGAGUCUAUGCAGACCUGUGCCAUAGCCAAUCAGAGCUAUAGUAGGCCUAUAUGCAAAUAAGCUAUUUGCUACACGUGCCUGCCAUCAUUCCCUUCGAACUGGAUUGUGUGUUUACAGGCAGUAGCAACAGCGUAACUUUAGAUCAUUAGAACCCAUUCACCUGAAUGGAUUUCUGCAAAUGUGUAAAUACUAUGGGAGUCCUCUUACAUUUGUGAACUUCAGUCCUAUUCAUCAAACAACCACGAAAAGGUAGGCUCUCUCUACCUUAGUUACCUAUGCACAUCAACAACUAAUGCUAGCCUGAGCGAGAUUAGCUCAAAUCUAACGAGGGAACAUUAGGUAAACCCUCUCAAACUUUUUAGCUUGUUGGCCAUCAAAAUUGCACUGAUAAAUGAUGGUGAAUACAUUUUACAUUUUCGUCAUUUAGCAGACGCUCUUAUCCAGAGCGACUUACAAAUGGAAUGGUACCCUAAUCGUCGUGCUGCAGCUUGCCUGCCAAUGCAUGCUUUUCCCAACUGAUUUUUUGACAACUGAAUGGGAACUUGCCUGCCCGCCCAUUUGAUCAAUGCCAAAUACAUUUGAUUGACAACUAAGAUAUGCUAACUGUGGAUAACAGUGGUUCAAGUUCAGCAUAGCUAGCUAGCAAAGCGAUUCACAUUUCUUGCUAGCUAACCAAAUGACACCUGUAUCUAUAGCUGUAGCCAACGAAAAACGAAAUGAGGGGAAAAAGUCGAUCACUGACUCACUCAUCCAAUGACAUGACAUCCUCCCUGCAGCUAGCUAGCUAACGUUAGGCUUUGUGUUUUUAGCUUGCUAAAUAAAUAGCUAGCUCCAUAAAUCGAUACGCUAGACAGUGGCGUCAAACUCAAUCAGUGCACAGGCCAUAUUUUAAAAAACAAAUAAUUCACGGGCCAGACAUAGCCAAUUUGUUUUUACAAAAAAACGUGCAACUGCAACCCAAAUAGGCAAUUCUUUUAUUUGAAAAAAAUACGGCCCUUUAUAAUGUCCAAUUAUGUACAUAGGAUGCUGUAUAUAGCGUUAACAUAAAAUUAAAACAAAAAGAUACAAUAAAAAAAAAAUGGUCCAGCCUUUGCUGCUAUGCUUGCAGAUGUGCAUAAUAUGCUGCGACCCUAAUCAAAAAGUAUUUAACUCCAAUAAUAACGUAGCUAUAGGUUGUAACAUUUAAACUUAAAAACGUGUUUACAUUUUGUUUUGUACCGCAUGGAUCACCGGUGCGGUUGAAUGCAGCAUUGCUGUAUGGUGCACUCAAAAUGUAUUGUAGUUGAGUAGCCAGCCUAGGCUACUGCUCAAAUGUUGCUAUAAUAGGCCUGCAUGUUUCUCCUUUGCGGGGUGUUUUGUUGCAUGUUUAGUUUUGGUUAUUCAUUGUGAAGCUUUAAAAACCGAAGCCAGACUGCAACAUUUUAGUUGCCUUGCUAGGACUGUGGCAUGUGUUUGUACACUUACCCUCCGCUGAGUGCUGUAAACGCGACACACGAAAGCAGCGCAAUUGACGUUGAAUUCACUGAUGCCAGCGCAUCAGGCUUUAAUCUCAUGAAGUAGAUGACUCAACUGUUGACUCAUUUAUACUCGCUUGUGUGUUUUAUUCGGCCCGCGGGCCUUGUUUGACACGUGCGCUAGCCUAUUAGCCACUUUAUGACUGACAUGUUAUCAUUGCCCUUGCUAGUUUGAUUUUAUUGACAUUCCUAGCCUUAGUUACAGUCUUCCGUUUUUGUUCUAAAUAUUGAGUCAUUGAAACUAAAACUGUGCGUCCCGAAUGGGUGCGAUGAAAUGUAUUGGUGAAUUAUAUUAAUCAUGCAUUGAACUGCAUGUAAGUUCCAGACAGACUGAUAAGCACUAAAUGCUCCAGUGAUCCAAUACUAGGGUCCGACGCGAGACAGACAAGCCCCAGAACAGUGCCUUGUUUCUGGGGAGACCCCACAUCUGAGGAGGGGUGGAAGGAGGGAGGGAGAGGAAAGAUUCUGCCAACAAUGCCUUACUCUACGUCACGGAAUUUUGAGUAAAAUAUAACCUCUUUUUAAAACCUCUUAUAAAGUUGGUUUUGAAGCAUAAACUGGGAAUUUGAUAUUUUUUUUUACUGAUAUUAUGAUUUCACAUCUGCAAAGUAGUUAAAACGCUGUCAGUUCCACUUUAAACUAAGGCGGCCAUUUUGGGUCCAUUUACACGAGGGAUUUUGGGUAGGUACAAAUGGGGAUAAGCGACCAUAAAAAAAUACUGUAGUUUAUGGUCCAAACAUUUAUUUUAUAUCCCAGUAUUUCUUCCUUUGUAGAUCAUGUGAAUCAUAGUUGAGAUGUACAUUGACUGAUCUUUAAUAAUGCUAGUGUUGUGACAGUGAGUCUGUGGACCUUCCACCUGAAAGUGUGUUUGUCCACUGACCUGACUCAGGUAGCUUGGCUGGAUAAGAUUGACCGGCGCUAUGCCUGGAUUAAGCGUCAGCUGGUGGACUAUGAGGAGAAGUACGGACGCAUGUUCCCUGAAGAGUGGUGUAUGACCGAACGCAUCACUGUGGAGUUCUGCCACAUCACCAGGUACCCACACACACACACGUUGCUGUAGAAUUCUGCCACAUCACCACACACACCCUGUGCUGGAAACUGUUGAGACAGCCAGUGCCUCACUGUCAACACAUUCUAUCAACUGUUGUAAUAGUUGUGCUCCUCUAUCAUCCCAACACUAUUCAGUAGACAGUUGAUUUAGUGUUCGUUAGCAGGUCAGUGCUCAUGUAGGCUAUCACAAUAAUUGAUGCCGCAAUUUGACGUGUUGACGACCCUAUGUGUCUGUGUCUGUCUGUUUUUCUGUGUCGUGUGUGUCAUCCAGGACGGAGCUGGCCAAAGUGAUGCGGACGCGGGCCAAAGAGAUUGAGGUCAAGCUGCUUCUGUUUGCCAUUCAGAGGACCACCAACUUCGAGGGGCUGCUCGCCAAGCGCUUCUCUGGGUGCACCCUCACCGACGGGCCCGGGGUUAGAUACACAUAUAUAAUAAACACACACACACACACACACACCAUCAUUGGGCCAUUGUUGCUGACUGUAGUGUUGUUUUCAGGUGAAGAAGCCUGAGACACCACUGGAGUCCACCAACCCUUUCUUGGAGGACGAGGUUGGAGAGGAUGGGUCAGAGAUGGACGAGGGUCUGGAUAGGGUAAGACAUGUUUGAGAUGACCCUUUGACCCUGUCUGAACUUCGACCUUGAUAGGCAUAGGCUGACCUUCUGAGGUCAUUUCCUGUGUCAUGGUGACUCAUGAUGGGAAUAUCUCUAGGAGGAUCUCGAUAGGAGCUUUUAAGGGCUCACUUUGGAGAAAAAAAAUACUCAUCCCCAAAGAGAAAAAUCAUGAGUAGUAAUUACAUCCUACAUUGUUGACCAUUUUCUGCUCCCCAGCUCAAGAAGCCCAAGGCUCCUGACAACCCAUUCCAUGGCAUCAUUUCCAAGUGCUUCGAGCCUCACCUCUAUGUCUACAUCGAGUCUCAGGACAAGUGAGUGAUGUGAUGUAGUGUGUGUGUGAGUGGUGUAGUGUGUGUGAGUGGUGUAGUGUGUGUGUAUGUGGUGUGAGCGUGUGCGUGCGUGUGAUUGGAGAUCUGGCACAGAUUUGUGUGCCCAGAACUUUUCCUUUCUCCCUCAUCAGCCCCCCCCCCCCCACCCCCUUACUCUUUCUCUCUUUCGUUCCCUCUCUUGUUUCUGUGUGUUUCUUUCUCUCUCUCUGCUGAGGCAGAAAUGGUUCCUAUUAGCUGCAUGACCACAGACGCUGAGAAAGAGGGAUUGAAAAUGUAUUCUGCAGCAGAUUGUUCUUCUCCUUUUCUUCCUCCCUCUCUUUACUACUCCUCUCUCUCUCUCUUCCACUCUCUAUUUCUCUCUCACUCUCUUUCCUCUCCCUCCCUCCCUCCUUCCCCCCCCCCCCCCCCCCCCCCCCCCCCCCCUCAGACGUGGGGUCUCCCCAGAAACAAGGCACUGUUCUGGGGCUUGUCUGUCUCGCGUCGGACCCUAGUAUUGGAUCACUGGAGCAUUUAGUGCUUAUCAGUCUGUCUGGAACUUACAUGAUCUGGCUAUGGCCUCCUUUCACAACAGACAUGGCCAGAUGAUUCUACAUCAGGCAUUUCCAAAGCAGCUCGUCUCAAUGGAAUACAACAGGAGAGAUAAUAGUGACCUAAUUGUUCAUACAAAGUGGAUUUAGUUUUUUGUCCUUGGCUUCAUUUCAUAGUAACAGUGGGUGGGCAGGGGGUAAAGUACUAGACAUUAACAGCCGUUUAGACAUUGAAAUUAAAGGACAGUGAAGACAGCCGCAAUAGAGGGAGAAUCUCCAACCCUGUCUGUCUGACUCUUCCAUUGUAUCAUCACUGAACUGUGUGUGUGUGUGUGUGUGGGGGGCAGGUUGGCGUUUGUCAUGAAUCUUGCUCUGGAGGCAGCUCUGCAGAGUGGUCGCUAGCUGGCACAGCCACAAAGCCAUACAAUCUGAUUUUAAACCUAACCCUAGCCACACUGCUAACCCUAAUGCCAAACCUUAAAUUAAUUCAUGAAUCUUUAUAAUAAAGCCAAUUUUGACUUUCCAGCUGGCCCAUCUAGUGUAAUCGCUCAGCUGCCUCCAGGGCAAGAUUCAUGGCAAUAAAACGUCAACCUGCGUGUGUGUGUGCUGGUGUCUGGGGGUCAUCACUGAGCUGUGUGUGUUACUAUUCUCAGGAACCUGGGGGAGAUGAUUGACCGUUUCGUGUCAGACUUCCGGGCGCAGGGCCCCCCCAAGGCGGGCACGGAGGACGGUGGAGCGGUGCUGCCCAGCUGUGCUGACCUAUUUGUCUACUAUAAGAAGUGCAUGGUGCAGUGCUCUCAGCUUAGCACAGGGGAACCUAUGAUCGCCCUCACCACCAUCUUCCAGAAGUACCUCAGAGAGUAUGCCUGGAAGAUACUGUCUGGAAACCUGCCCAAGUAAUUUACUACAGCCUAGCCUAAUGAUAUGAUGAUCAGAUUUAUUUGUGAUGAUGUAGGUCUAGUAAUUAUUUAGUAAGCGCUUUUUAUUCAUGCUGCUCACAAACUGUGUUCUGGAAGGCCACUGUGUGCUCUGGUUUUCAUUCAAACCAUUUUCUGGAUGGUUUCUGGCUUUGCUAGGAAAAUAUUCUGACACAGGUGGAACUAUUACAUUUACAUUUACUACUCAUCAAAGCCACCCACACACUCUCUGACCACCACUGCUUUGUUAUCUGGAAAGGGGUAAAUGGGAAAUAAAGAACUGAGUCUUCAGAAGAAAUUGGCAAACAUAUUGAGGGAUGACCAGACAGAGGGACAGCUGUAGCGUGGGUCUGACUGAUUGUCAGGGGCAUUACAUUUACAUUUUAGUCAUUUAGCAGACGCUCUUAUCCAGAGCGACUUACAGUUACAUGUGCAUACAUUAUUAUUAUUUUUAUUUUAUUUUUUACAUACCCCCCGUGGGAAUCGAACCCACAACCCUGGCGUUGCAAACGCCAUGCUCUACCAACUGAGCUACAUCCCUAUGACAACCAGUAUAAACUGUGGCCUACUAGGAGCUGGACUGGGACAAAUGCUUCUGUCAAAGCAAGAUAAAAAUUAUUAUGGAUGAUAUAUGCUGUCAUCUGCUUCAAUUCCCUUUUGAUGAAGGAAUUUGCCAAAGUUAGAGUUCGUUCAUUCAGAAGAGUGAUCCGUCAUUCUCAGGGGUUUGUUUGAUAGUUCAGUAGUGUUUAGUUGUCGCUGUGUUUGAUUGUCUGGGUUUGCAUGUCAUGUGGUGCUGGAGGUGUGUUUACAUCGAGGUGUGUUUACAUCGAGGUGAGGCCUAAUACUUCAUGAGCAAAAACAUAUUUCGCUCACUGGCCACAUUAUAAGACCUCUUGUGUGGUGUGUGUGUAUUGUUUUGUGGAGUUUUAAAGGUGACCCUUCUGGGGGUUGGAGCUGUGUUGUGGUUUACCCAGAAUUCUCGGCUGUGGCGUUUAUUAAUGAGAGGGAGGUGGUUUAGCCACGUUGCCAUGGUAACCCUGCCCCUCUGGCUAUGUCUCAAUUAUCCAAACCUUGCUUUGAAUUAUAACCUAUAACUAGAGACAGGAGUUUCUCCUUGUCAGUUCACACUAGGUCCCAGAGUUUUCCCUUCAUGUGAGCAGACUUCUGUCCCUAAUUCACGAGAAAAGGAAGCUAGUUAAAACUAUUGAGACUCUUUCUCUCAAUCUCUCUCUCUCGCUCUCUGUCUUUCAGGACUAGCAGUAAUAGUGGAGGACUGACCAUCAAGAGUCUGCUGCAGGAGAAGGAGGGUUCAGAGGCUGCGAAGUUCACUGUAGAGGAGCUGUGUCUCAUCUGUAGCAUCCUCAGUACUGCAGAGUACUGUCUGGCCACCACACAGCAGGUUAGAACACACACACACACACACACACACACACACACACACACACACUUAACGUUAAACCUAUUCUGUGUCUGUGUGUGUGUCAGUUGGAGGAGAAGCUGAAGGAGAAGGUGGAUAAGACCCUGGUGGAGAGAAUCAACCUGACUGGAGAGAUGGACACCUUCAGCAAGUACGCGCCAAAUCCUAACCUUCACUAUUAGGGGCAACUUCUGCCAACUCAAAAUGAACAAUAGUUUAUGAGAUAAAGUGGAAUAAUUGGAUGUGAAGUCCAUGAAUGUAAACUCUCUGUGUCUAUCAGUGUGAUCUCCAACAGUAUCCAGUUGCUUGUUCAGGACCUGGACACUGCCUGUGACCCUGCUCUCACUGCCAUGAGCAAGGUGCGACACCCACUACAUUCCUCUCCUCCUUACACUGUCAUAUUCUAUUUUCACUUUCAACCAUUCUCUCACUGUCUCUCUUGGUCUCUCUCCCUCUAGAUGCCAUGGCAGAGUGUAGAGCAUGUAGGUGACCAGAGUCCAUACGUGACGUCAGUCAUCAUGCACAUCAAACAGAAUGUCCCCAUCAUCAGAGAUAACCUGGCCUCCACACGAAAAUACUUCACCCAGUUCUGCAUCAAGUUCACCAAGUGAGUUACUUCCCUCCUCACUGUUCGUCAAUGUGUGUGAGGAAGACUUGGUACUCCCAUUGACAAGACAAUUGAUUUCGAGAUUUUAAAAGAAAUUGUCAGUUUUCAGAAAUGCUAAAUUCUCUUGUUUUCAAUGAAUUGAUAUUCUAUCUUGUCUUUUUUUCCCCCUCAGCUCUUUCAUUCCUAAAUUCAUCAACCACUUGUUCAGGUGUAAGCCUAUCAGCAUGGUGGGGGCUGAACAGGUAAACAUACUUACCCUUUUAUUUCAUUAGCCUUUACCUUAGUAGAAUUACGCUUACGGUCUCAAAAACAAUACAAAUGUUUUGACAAUCGUUUGUUUGCUGCCUGUAGCUGAUAAUUUAGCUAGUUUUUUUUGCUUUGUUCUUCAGCUCCUCCUGGACACCCACUCCCUGAAGACGGUGUUGUUGGAUCUGCCCUCUAUAGGGUCUCAGGUGGUCCGCAAGGCCCCAGCCAGCUACACCAAGAUAGUCGUGAAGGGGAUGACCCGCGCUGAGAUGAUCCUCAAGGUGAGCCCUGUGAUUCUAAAGCGUAAUUCAGAGUCCACAGACGCCGGCGUCCCAUUGUGACAUAGAUACACGGCUCUAAGACCACCAGCCCGAAUACGCGCCUCCCCAAAAUUCCCAACCAACGCAGCUCCGCAGCUCCUCUAUUCAUUUGAAUGUGUUGACAGCUGGAGAAGUUGCAUAAGCCGCACUGAGAAUUGGAAAAGUAUGAAAGCCAACGGUCUAAUAUUCUAGAACACUGCUGCGUGUACGUGUACAUGACUUUGAUAGGUGCUUAACACAACCAUGCAACAAUGUUACACUACAACCAUGCUACAAUGUUUCUCUUCAACCAUGCUACAACGUUUCUGUACAACCACGCAGCAAAGUUUCACGACAGCCCCACACACACAGCGUGUCGACCAGCUGGAGCCAAGAGAGGUGUGAAUGGUUAGGGAAUGCAGGCAUCCACGCAUAUACUCAUGCCAGCAAACACACAAACACACACACACACACUUUCGGGAAUGCUCACAUGCAUCAGACACAUCUAUCCAUGGCUUGUCUCUUUUACAGAGUAAACACAGUCUGUGAUUGGUUGCCCUUGCCCCAGGGUUAGCCAAUAAAAUGCAGAAAGACAAUGGCACGCACCUGUCUUCUCAGACAAACCCCACCCUGCCCUAGAGCCUAUCCCCUCACCUUGCCCUAGUCCAGUUACCCAGCCCCCAAGGCUUGUGACCCGAUCCCAAAGGACAUUUCCCUCACCCUCUUGUCUCCCUCCCUCUCUGCACGCACACACACACACACACACACACACACACACACACACACACACACACACACACACACACACACACACACACACACUUAACUGCCUGCCUUAAAGGAAUGCAGCCUUGAUGUCUGUCUAAAAAGCUUAAUGCACUGUUUUAAUGGUCAGCCUGGGACCUGCUCUAAUGGUCAGCCUGAUCUGUCUUAAUGGUCAGCCUGGGACCUGCUCUAAUGGUCAGCCUGAUCUGUCUUAAUGGUCAGCCUGGGACCUGCUCUAAUGGUCAGCCUGAUCUGUCUUAAUGGUCAACCUGGGACCUGCUCAAAUAGUCAGGCUGAUCUGUGUUAAUGGUCAACCUGGGGUCUGCGCUAAUGGUCAGGGCUGAUCUGUCUUAAUGGUCAACCUGGGCGAGACCUGCUCUAAUGGUCAAGCUGAUCUGUUUUAUUGGUCAGCCUGGGACCUGCUCUAAUCAUGCUACAUCAGCCAUCAGAGCCAUUAGGACCUAAUCUAGUCUGAGCACAACCAUUAGGACUACUGAAGAUACAAGCAUAGCCUCGUCUCCCUUUCUGUGUUUCUUGUCAAGGUUAUAUAUCAAAUGCUUUUGUACAAAUCAACUUCUAGUUACCAGAUAUUCAGUAUAUGUGGCCCUUCUUUCCUGCUCCUAUGAUAAACAUGCCAAUCCACAAAGCAAUAAUUUGCCCACACAUUUCUUCUAUCAACCGUUACAGACAAUGCUUUAAAAUGUCUACCUGCCCGCCCAUAGCGCUUUGAAACAACUUCAGACAGUCAAAACUGUUAAGUGGCUUCUCCUCAGUGUCGUCACCUCUGGAGUGUCGACACCCGGGACGUGUAUGGAUGAUUCCACAUGUGAAACACACAAGGCUGUUAGUCCAUAGAGGAAUACCUUGAAUGUGUUUACAUACAGUAAUGGGCGGCAGACAAAGGGGAAUGUGUUUCUGUGUGGAAGGCCUUGAACAGACAUACAAGGUGUGUGGAGUUGUUCUCUUCAACCUGGUGAGCAUUUCAUCCCUGGACGUUGCGUGGUACCUAGGUGCCUCUCAGGGAAUUGUUUCCAUGUUGGGCCAGGCAGGGCCUACAGAUGCUGAAAGUCCAGAGAAAUUCAUAGGCUGUGUCCCAAACGUUACCCUAUUUCCUAUGUAGUGCACUACUUUUGAACAGAGCCCUUAUCAAUCCAAACACAUAGGUCAGUGUGGGGCCUCAGACCUGUACGGAUGGACUGUUCCUGGUUGAAUGUUUGUAAGAUAUCCAUGGAUGAUCAAAGUAGGGCUGACCCCAUUUAGUCGACUGGUCAAUUGUUUGGUUGAUAGGCUGUUGGUCGACCGAGAUUUCAUUAAUCGAGCAGUGGUAAUAAAAUAAAUCUAUACAUACAGUACCAGUCAAAAGUUUGGACACACCUACUCAUUCAAGGGUUUUUCUUGAUUUUUUAAACUAUUUUCUACAUUGUAGAAUAAUAGUGAAGCCAUCAAAACUAUUAAAUAACACAUGGAAUCAUGUAGUAACCAAAAAAGUGUUAAACAAAUCAAAAUAUAUUUUAUAUGAGAUUCUUCAAAUAGCCACCCUUUGCCUUGAUGACAGCUUUGCACACUCUUGGCAUUCUCUCAACCAGCUUCACCUGGAAUGCUUUUCCAACAGUCUUGAAGGAGUUCCCACAUAUGCUAAGCACUUGUUGGCUGCUUUUCCUUCACUCUGCGGUCCAACUUAUCCCAAACCAUCUCAAUUGGGUUGAGGUUGGGUGAUUGUGGAGGCCAGGUCAUUUGAUGCAGCACUCAAUCACUCUCCUUCUUGGUCAAAUAGCCCUUACAUAGCCUGGAGGUGUGUUUUGGUCAUUGUCCUGUUGAAAAACAAAUGAUAGUCCCACUAAGUGAACCAGAUGGGAUGGCGUAUCGCUGCAGAAUGCUGUGGUAGCCAUGCUGGUUAAGUGUGCCUUGAAUUCUAAAUAAAUCAGACAGUGUCACUAGCAAAGCACCCCACACCAUAACACCUCCUCCUCCAUGCUUCAGAGUAGAGAUCAUCCGUUCAUCUACUCUGUGUCUCACAAAGACACAGCGGUUUGUGACUCAUCAGACCCAAGGACAGAUUUCCACCAGUCUACUGUCCACUGCUCGUGUCUCUUGGCCCAAGCAAGUCUUUUCUCCUUAUUGGUGUCCUUUAGUAGUGGUUUCUUUGCAGCAAUUCGACCUUGAAGGCCUGAUUCACACAGUCUCCUCUGAACAGUUGAUGUUGAGAUGUGUCUGUUACUUGAACUCUGUGAAGCAUUUAUUUGGGCUGCAAUUUCUGAAGCUGGUAACUCCUAAUGCACUUAUCCUCUGCAGCAGAGGUAACUCUGGGUCUUCCAUUCCUGUGGCGGUCCUCAUGAGAGCCAGUUUCAUCAUAGCGCUUGAUGGUUUUUGCGACUGCACUUGAAGAAACUUUCAAAGUUCUUGAAAUGUUCCGUAUUGACUGACCUUCAUGUCUUAAAGUAAUGAUGGACUGUCGUUUCUCUUUGCUUAUUUGAGCUGUUCUUGCCAUAAUAUGGACUUGGUCUUUUACCAAAUAGGGCUAUCUUCUGUAUACCACCCGUACCUUGUCACAACACAACUGAUGGGCUCAAACGCAUUAAAUUAACUUUUAACAAGGCACAUUAUUCCAGGUGACUACUUCAUGAAGCUGGUUGAGAGAAUGCCAAGAGUGUGCAAAGCUGUCAUCAAGGCAAAGGGUGGCUACUUUGAAGAAUCUAAAAUAUAUUUGGAUUUGUUUAACACUUUUUUGGUUACUACAUGAUUCCAUAUGUGUUAUUUCAUAGUUUUGAUGUCUUCUCUAUUAUUCUACAAUGUAGAAAAUAGUAAAAAUAAAGAAAAACCCUGGAAUGAGUAGGUGUGUCUAAACUUUUGACUGGUACUGUAUAUCAUGGUGUACAAAGACACCUGUCUGAGUGGACUGAUCCAUUGUGGAGGCCAUGGGGAUGGCACAGUCCAUCAGUCUAAGACAUGUGCUACUGAAAUUGUAUAUGGUUAUAUUACAUAAGAACAAUGGUGCAACACUAAUAAAAAUAAUAUUUUUUUAUAACAUGCGCUUUCUCCCGCAUUGGAUAGUGGUCGCUGUCCGCGGUUCUGAAACACAUCAGUGCGCUGUUGAACUGGCACCUUUUCCUAGACCAUGUUGCUAUGUGCAUAAUAGCAAAGUUAACCAGCAUAUUGGUGUUGAGAACAAUGCGGCGGAGGCAGCCCUUGCCUUAUUGUCUAAGAAAAGUGAGGAGAGAGGAAACCCCAACUUAAUUAAGUCUAUAAUCAAUAGCCUAACUGUUAAAUGUGCCUGGCUUUAUAAAUCAUCAAUAUAUCCACAGAAAUAAGACAUCCUGCUUCUGUUGCCUGUUUGAGUGUUUGUUUAAUAGCCUACUGAUUCCGUGAGCACCAAGCCUCACGCAACGACAUGUCAAGUAAACAAUUUCACAAAUUCAGCUAUUUUUUUAUAUUUGCUUUGCUGUAAUAAAGGCUUUACACUUUUUUUCCCCGUUAGAACAACCUUCUGGUAUUAUUUAUAAUUUAUUUAGUGUUGUUUACUCUGUUCCAAAUUGUCCGAAAAAUGAUAUUUAUAAUAACGCUCCUUUUUCUUAAUCUUCUUUUAUUGUUAAUAUUGCUAUUAUUAUUAUGAUCAUAAGUAAUGUCAUUAUCAUUAGUAGGAUUAGUAUAGCAGCCUUGUAUAACCACCAUUGAGCUGUAGGCCUAAGAGCGCAUCCUGUUUACUCAUAAUACCGUAACUUACUUAGGCCUCUAUUUCAAUACUUACAGUUGAAGUUGGAAGUUUACAUACACCUUAGCCAAAUACAUUUAAACUCAGUUUUUCACAAUUCCUGACAUUUAAUCCUAGUAAAAAUGCCCUGUCUUAGGUCAGUUAGGAUCACCACUUUAUUUUAAGAAUGUGAAAUGUCAGAAUAAUAGUAGAGAGUGAUUUAUUUCAGCUUUUAUUUCUUUCAUCAAAUUCCCAGUGGGUCAGAAGUUUACAUACACUCAAUUAGUAUUUGGUAGCAUUGGCUUUUAAAUUGUUGAACUUGGGUCAAACGUUUCGGGUAGCCUUCCACAAGCUUCCCACAAUAAGUUGGGUGAAUUUUGGCCCAUUCCUCCUGACAGAGCUGGUUCAACUGAGUCAGGUUUGUAGGCCUCCUUGCUCGCACAAGCUUUUUCAGUUCUGCCCACACAUUUUCUAUAGGAUUGAGGUCAGGGCUUUGUGAUGGCCACUCCAAUACCUUGACUUUGUUGUCCUUAAGCCAUUUUGCCCCAACUUUGGAAGUAUGGUUGGGGUCAUUGUCCAUUUGGAAGACCCAUUUGCAACCAAGCUUUAACUUUCUGACUGAUGUCUUGAGAUGUUGCUUCAAUAUAUCCACAUAAUUUUCCUUCCUCAUGAUGCCAUCUAUUUUGUGAAGUGCACCAGUCCCUCCUGCAGCAAAGCACCCCCACAGCAUGAUGCUGCCACCCCCGUGCUUCACGGUUGGGAUGAUGUUCUUCGGCUUGCAAGCAACCCCCUUUUUCCUCCAAACAUAACGAUGGUCAUUAUGGCCGUUCUAUUUUUGUUUCAUCAGACCAGAGGACAUUUCUCCAAAAAGUACGAUCUUGUCCCCAUGUGCAAUUGCAAACCGUAGUCUGGCUUUUUUAUGGCGCUUUUGGAGCAGUGGCUUCUUCCUUGCUGAGCGGCCUUUCAGGUUAUGUCGAUAUAGGACUCGUUUUUACUAUGGAUAUAGAUCAUUUUGUACCUGUUUCCUUCAGCAUCUUCACAAGGUCCUUUGCUGUUGUUCUGGGAUUGAUUUGCACUUUUCGCACCAAAGUACGUUCAUCUCUAGGAGACAGAACGCGUCUCCUUCCUGAGCGGGAUGCCGGCUGCGUGGUCCCAUGGUGUUUAUUCUUGCGUACUAUUGUUUGUACAGAUGAACGUGGUACCUUCAGGCGUUUGGAAAUUGCUCCCAAGGAUGAACCAGACUUGUGGAGGUCUUGGCUGAUUUCUUUUGAUUUUCCCAUGAUGUCAAGCAAAGAGGCACUGAGUUUGAAGGUAGGCGUUGAAAUACAUCCACAGGUACACCUCCAAUUGACUCAAAUGAUGUAAAUUAGCCUAUCAGAAGCUUCUAAAGCCAUGACAUCAUUUUCUGGAAUUUUCCAAGCUGUUUAAAGGCACAGUCAACUUAGUGUAUGUAAACUUCAGACCCACUGGAAUUGUGAUACAGUGAAUUAUAAGUGAAAUAAUCUGUCUGUAAACAAUUGUUGGAAAAAUUACUUGUGUCAUGCACAAAGUAGAUGUCCUAACUGACUUGCCAAAACUAUAGUUUGUUAACAAGAAAUUUGUGGAGUGGUUGAAAAACAAGUUUUAAUGACUCCAACCUAACUGUAUGUAAACUUCCGACUUCAACUGUGUAUAGGCUUACUGUAUCAAUCAUUAAUUAGUUCAUGUCAUCACACAGCAUAUGAGUCAUUCAUGAUUUGAAAUGCAAUCAAGCAUUUUAGUUUAAAAAUAAAAUAAAGCAGCCUUGAAUAAUUAUCUUAAACAAUAAAUAAACCGUUCCAUUUUGGAAAUUGCAUUCACGAAUGAAUGUGACUGUUUUUAGUCUUUGCUGUAAUAAAAGCUUACAACAGACUUUCUGGUACAGUUAUAAUUUAUUUAGUGUUGUUUACAUUGUUCCAAACCGUCAGACAAAUUAUAUUGUAGUCUAUACAGCACCUGUUUGACACAUAAUGUGAAUGCAGCGCUUUUUGCUUACCUUCUUUUUGUUGAUCUCCAGUAUUUUCCACAACAAGUCAAAAUGUAUUCUACACAUCUGACUUUACCUUUUACCUCCUGAGCAACCAGUAAACAUUCCCCUGUUUCGAGUUUGUCACAUCCUCUGCAUCCAUUUUGCUGUUACGUGUUCAGAGUUUGUUAUAACCAAUUUAUUGAUGUGAUAUGCUAUUGUUCAGGCCCUAUUGUGCCGUAUUCGGACUGGAUUAGUUUUACUGGGGGAGGUCGGUUAAUGUAAUUAUGUUCACAAGCACAAAACACCACAUCUGUAAUUUUAGUCCCGUUCGAAUCUGCCAUGUCAGUAAUUUUUACAUGGCAGGAGAGUAACAAUUCCAGGCAGAAUAACCUACUGUUUUUUUGGCGAACUCCAAGGUCCACUGAUAAUACUAGUCCAGUGCGAAUCGACAUCCCUGUUUAUUGAGAGAAAUGUGUUGAGUUUGACGGGUUGCUUGCAGUUUGUGAAAACAAUAACUGAUUCGAUAAAUUGAAGUAAGUGCUGCGCAUAAGCUAUGUAUGAAUGGCCUACAUCUAUCAACUUUCACAGUGAAUUAUUUUGUUUAAAUAUUUUGUGUGUAUUAAUUGAAUAUUGCCAAAUGCAUCAGUAAAACAUAUUGAGCCUAUUUAAUGCAACCCUUGCUGUUAAUAGAUCGCAAAGCAGCAUUCAACUGACCGAAAUGUUUGGAAAUGAUAAGUUCACUUUGGCAUCCAUAGCCGUAAAACGCAUCUCAAGUGCAAUUGCACUGUUUAGCUUACAUCUGAAGGUUGGGGGGCAUUUGGAACGUACUGCCGAUCGCUAAAAUAUCGUAACGAUGAUGAUCACACUUCCUCAAUUCAAAUAUUAUGGCGACACUAUACUAAAGAUGGCUUGGUAUGGUUUAGAAAUGUGGGUUAUCAGUGUGGCCCUGUCACCUGGACAUGUUGAAAUAAUGUAUCUUCACGCGUAGAAUAAAAACCUCAAGGCUUCCGUCAUAACUGUCAAUUUAUAUUUAAAAAAAAAAGAAUUGCAGGGGGCAGUUUGGGGGAAAAAAUAAUUCUGGCUGAAUCGUCCUCUGGAAUAGCAGACAUUCUGGAGUAAUAAUUACAUAACCAACGUUCUCUAGUAGUACUAGUCCCGUGCGAAAAGGUCUUUGGUCACAUGCAUGCGAUGCAUACAUGUGUUACGUAAAGAGAGCAAGGGUUGAGGGAAUAGGGAAUGUUUUUCCUAAACAAAUUAGGGAUUUCGGUAACACUAUUUUUCAGUCAGAAAUGGCUGUAAUUAUGUUGCAGCUUCAGCAAGACGGGCAGCGCGAUAAACACUUUGAUGUUAUGUAGUGGUCACUGCAGCAGGGAGGAGAGAGAGACAACGGGUGCUAGUCACACAGUCACUCGCUGUCUUUAAAAACAUUUUUUACACAGUCUGAGCCUGGCCCGGCACAAUCAAAUCAGUUGCUAGUUGGACUCCCUCUAGUCAUUUGUGUGUCUUUUAAUUAUUUAAUCAAAGAGUGUGCUUAAAGCAUCAGACAAGCUCAGUGAAUAUAGUUGAUUUGAUUAAAACACAUAGGAUGUGUCAAUAUAUGGAAAAAUACACGUUUAACAAUGUCUACCAAUCGGUCAAAAGAACAGAUGACUCUUGGUCAACCAAGAUUUUUUUUGUCGGGGACAGCCCUAGAUCAAAGUAAAGGUUAUGGUGAUAAUGACUAUGUAAUAAUGUAGGUUAGGCUGUCUGAGUAUAAAUAGUCUCCAAGUGUAGACCUGUUCUGGUGAGUCUGUCUGUAGCUGGUUUCUGUCUCAGGCAGCCCUCCUUGGCCUGUGAGACGUGGCUGUUUUCCACGCUCUCCAGCCCUCUAUCCACCCACCCCACCCCACCCCGGCCCUCUCCCCCACCACCAGAGCGCUCUUCUGGGGAGGGAGUGGAAAACACCCCUCCACCCCACCUCCUUUUAGCCUGGAUUCUCUCUCUCUCUCUCUCGUUUUUUACGAGCUAACUACAACACAGUUCCUCCAUGCUUUCCCUGGGCCUCCCUCCAGGACAGUUGCUAAAUAAAUCACUCAGACCAGAGGGGAAGGAACCUCAAGAAUUCCAGACAAUCCACAGCGUUGCAUGUCCCGUCUCUCCUCUCUGUUUCUCCCUCUCUGGUUUCACUCUCUUAUAUGUAUUCUGGCCCACACCCCUUAGGCACAGAGAGAGGACAGGAGGGGUUGGAUGUUGGUGUGUGGGUGAGGGAGGGAGAAAUGUUUUGGGUGGAGGAAAGGAGCGUUGGAGGGGGUGCAAUUCCCGAUUUCUAUUUAUUAUAAUUUUUUUCUGUGGAACCUGUCAACCAUGUUUGUCUGCCCGCUCUGUAGAAGGCAACUACGAUCAGUCUCAAUGCUAUCUGAUCCAGCUUUUCCUCUCUCCCUCAUUUCUCUCCCUCUUUCUUGAAAGCAAAAAAUAUAUCCAUCCUAUUUCACCUUUUUUUUCUUGCUCGUUCUUGACUACUCCCCAUUGCGAUUUGCACAAACUCUCAAUCUCUCAUUAUAGCCCCAAAUAAUGACCGGUGAGGCUAAUUCCCAUCCACCCAUGCGUGGAGUAAUUGGUGUGUAAAAAGAAGAGGGGUCGGGUCUCCUAAAUAUAGCCUUUCAGUAAUAUAGCCCAACAGUGCAGUCAGUAGGUGUGUCUGAAAUGCCACCCUAUUCCCUAUAAAGUGCACUACAUUUGACCAAAGCCCAUAGGGCUCUUGUCAAAUGUAGUGCACUAUAUAGGGAAUAGAAUGCCAUUUUGGAUGCAGUCAGUGUAAAGUUGGGGCUUUGUUUGCACCUUUAACCACUUACCCAUGUCUGGUCUGAUAGUCGACUGACUCAGGGGCCUGUUUGUUCUUACGGGCUGCGCACACACACACACACACACACACACACACACACACACACACACACACACACACACACUUACCAUGCACAUGCACACACACAGAGUUUAUGAAUCAGUUUAUGAGUCUGCUCGGACUUGGUCGUCCCAUCAUGGCUCUUGGGAACAGGGGGGAUAUAAAAACCCCACGCUGCACUUCAGUAUUGAGAUGUGAAUGUAUAAGCAACACUGAUGUCUCUAUCCCCCCUCUACAGGUGGUAAUGGCCCCCCAUGAACCCUCCGUGGUGUUUGUGGAUAACUACAUCAAGCUCCUCGCUGACGGGAACCCAGAGACCUUCCAGAAAACUCUGGAUAUGAAGGUAAGGGCCACUUCGAUUGGGUCCACUUGUUUUGUCUCUCUCAAUGAUGUCACCUGUUUUCAACGGUUAUCUCCUACUUCCUCUGUUGUUGUCUUGUUCUCUCUUGUUGUUUCCUCUUGCAAUAACUGAUGUUCUCUUGGUGUGUGUGUGUGUGUGUGUGUGUGUGUAGGGGUUGAAGCGCAGUGAGCAGAGCAGCAUGUUGGAGCUCUUCAGACAGAGGUUACCCACUCCACCCUCAGGGGCCGACGGAGGCCCCUCCCUCUCCUUCAGCACCCCCACCCCCGAGCAGGAGAACUCGCGCAUACGCAGACUGGAGAAGCUCAUCAAGAAGAGACUCUGAGCGUACACACACACACACACACACUUGUACUCACACACAUCACCAUAACACACACAAAUUAUUCCAGUAAUUUAUCUCAAAUACUUUUUCCUGCUCUGUUUAAUCAUUACAGAGAAUUGCAGGCAGAGUAAAGACAUGAUUGUCUCAUUUUUGGUAGGAGCAUUAAUAUGAACCUCAUGAUUUCAAAGUCAACUGUCUGAUUAUGAAGAAAUGUCCUCAGCUGCAGUAAGCUGUUGGCAUGUACGACUCAUUUACUGCUGUAUUUCAUUUCUGCUUCUCUUUUUAUGACACUAAAUACCCAAGCUUUGUAAAUGUCGUUAAAUGUAGACUACUAUAUCAUACACACUCAAUGCAUUUUAGCAAAAUGUGUUUGCACUUAAAAAGACAAAAUCAAGAGCUACUAAUUAAAAACGGCUUUAGGAGCAAUUUGCUGCCGCUUUGGCACCUAUCCUCCCAGACUGAGAACAAGAAACUUUAAUGUAAUUGAAGCUAACGUUUUCAGAAUGUUCUCCUGUUUUCAGAAUGUUCUCCUAGUGUUUUCAGAAUGUUAUUGUUCUCCAGUCCGGUGUCUUUUAGUGUAUUUCUCUUGGUUCCCUGUUCAAGGAGAGGAUGCAGUUAGUCAGGAGUUUGGGUAUAUUUCCAGUGUCCCUUCACAACGGGAACACCCUCGGGUGGAUGGACCGCAUCCCACCAUGCAUUGCUGUUUCCAGGUUCAGUGGUUAAGCCCCCAGGUUUGGGACAGAGAGGAUCUUGGGAUUUCCUGUCUCCUCAAUUAGACAUGAGACAGUCUCUGUGCUUUUUGAAAUUCCCCCAAGGUUGGCCUGGAAAUGAGAACCAGUCCAAGCCUUUUAACUCUGACCCUCCACCAGGAAGUGUGUGUGUGUGUGUUCGCGAGAGAUGUUAAGCGUGUUCAUUUAUUUAACCUCUAUUGCCCUAUUUAAUUACCUGCUGUAGAGCCCUCUGAGCAUUUUAUGUCAGUCUGAAUAGAUUGUAGAUUUGAUGACAGUGAGGGAGAGUCACAGUACUUUAUAACAAAGGAACUCAUGUGUUCACUGUUGUAUAAGGAUAUAUUGUACAAAAUUAUAUUGUCUAAACCUUUUUUCUUUCCUGUUCUGUUAUUCCAGGCCCUUGUGUUUGACACUGACAGUCCUAGAUUACCUGUCAAUCAUAAUGACAACUUGCCAGAAGAUACUGACCCUACCGUUAUGCUUGUUUACACUGAGCUGCACUGGGGUUGGAAUGCAAUGAUGGUUACAUUAAGACACCAUGGAGCUGGCGCAAGAUAUGGGUCGGAAAACGUACCUCAAUGCAGGGAUGGGAUAUGCCACUGUACUCCAAAUUUUACCUUUAGCCACACUGCUCCAUUGAAAAGAUUGAAGUGCUGCUAGUUUUCCCAGAAAUGUUUUGUCCUCAUACUAGAUAACAGUAGCCACUGCAGUCAUUUUGGAAUGGCACGUCACGUUGAACAACAAAGGAGCUAAUUGGCUGACACUGCCAUUCCAAAAUGGCUGCGGUGUACAGUGGUUUGGACCAUGAUAGUUCGUUGGUGAUGUGGACACCAAGGAACUUGAAGCUCUCAACCUGUUCCACUACAGCCCCGUCGAUGAGAAUGGGGGUGUGCUCGGUCCUCUUUUUUUCCCUGUAGUCCACAAUAUAAUCUCCUUUGUCUUGAUCACGUUGAGGGAGAGGUUGUUAUCCUGGCACCACACGGCCAGGUCUCUGACCUCCUCCCUAUAGGCGGUCUCAUCGUUGUCUGUGAUCAGGCCUACCACUGUUGUGUUGUCAGCAAACUUAAUGAUGGUGUUGGAGUCGUGCCUGGCCAUGCAGUCAUGGGUGAACAGGGAGUACAGGAGGGGACUGAGCACGCACCCCUGAGGGGCCCCCGUGUUGAGGAUCAGUGUGGCAGAUGUGUUGUUACCUACCCUUACCACCUAGGGGCGGCCCGUCAGGAAGUCCAGGAUCCAGUUGCAGAGGGAGGUGUUUAGUCCAAGGAUCCUUAGCUUAUUGAUGAGCUUUGAGGGCACUAUGGUGUUGAACGCUGAGCUGUAGUCAAUGAAUAGCAUUCUCACGUAGGUGUUCCUCUUGUCCAGGUGGGAAAGGGCAGUGGGGAGUGCAAUAGAGAUUGCAUCAUCUGUGGAUCUGUUGGGGUGGUAUGCAAAUUAGAGUGGGUCUAGGGUUUCUGGGAUAAUGGUGUUGAUGUGAGCCAUGACCAGCCUUUCAAAGCACUUAAUGGCUACAGACGUGAGUGCUACGGGUCGGUAGUCAUUUAGGCAGGUUAUCUUAGUGUCCUUGGGCACAGGCACUAUGGUGGUCUGCUUGAAACAUGUUGGUAUUACAGACUCAGUCAGGGACAUGUUGAAAAUGUCAGUGAAGACACUUGCCAGUUGGUCAGCACAUGCUCGGAGUACACGUCCUGGUAAUCUGUCUGGCCCUGCGGCCUUGUGAAUGUUGACCUGCUUAAAAGUCUUACUCACAUCGGCUACCGAGAGCGUGAUCACAUAGUCAUCCGGAACAUCUGGUGCUCUCAUGCAUGCUUCAGUGUUGCUUGCCUCGACGCAAGCAUAGAAGUGAUUUAGCUCGUCUGGUAGGCUUGUGUCACUGGGCAGCUCGUGGCUGUGCUUCCCUUUGUAGUCUGUAAUAGUUUUCAAGCCCUGCCACAUCCUACGAGCAUCAGAGCCGGUGUAGUACGAUUCAAUCUUAGUCCGGUAUUGACUCUGCCUGUUUGAUGGUUCGUCGGAGGGCAUAGCGGAAUUUCUUAUAAGCAUCCUGGUUGGAGUCCCGCUCCUUGAAAGCGGCAGCUCUACCCUUUAGCUCAGUGCGGAUGUUGCCUAUAAUCCAUGGCUUCUGGUUGGGGUAUGUACGUACGGUCACUGUGGGGACGACGUCAUCGAUGCACUUAUUGAUGAAGCAGGGACUGAUGUGGUGUACUCCUCAAUUCUAUCUGAAGAAUCCCGGAACAUAUUCCAGUCUGUGCUAGCAAAACAGUCCUGUAACUUAGCAUCUGCGUCAUCUGACCACUUUUUUAUUAACCGAGUCACUGGUGCUUCCUGCAUUAGUUUUUGCUUAUAAGCAGGAAUCAGGAGGAUAGAGUUAUGGUCAGAUUUGCCAAAUGGAGGGCGAGGGAGAGCUUUGUAUGCGUCUCUGUAUGUGGAGUAAAGGUGGUCUAGAGAUUUUUUUCCCUCUGGUUGCACAUUUAACGUGCUGGUAGAAAUUAGGUAGAUCGGAUUUAUGUUUCCCUGCAUUAAAGUCCCCGGCCACUAGGAGUGGAUGAGCGUUUUCCUGUUUACUUAUGGCCUUAUACAGCUCAUUGAGUGCAAUCUUAAUGCCAGCAUCGGUUUGUGGUGGUAGAUAGACAGCUACGAAAAAUAUAGAUGAAAAGUCUCUUGGUAAAUAGUGUGGUCUACAGCUUAUCAUGAGAUACUCUACCUCAGGCGAGCAAAACCUCGAGACUUCCUUAGUAUUGGAUUUUGUGCACCAGCUGUUGUUUACAAAUAUACACAGACCGCCACCCCUUGUCUUACCGGAGUCAGCCGUUCUAUCCUGCCGAUGUAGCGUAUAUCCUGUUAGCUGUAUGUUGUCCAUGUCGUUGUUCAGCCACGACUCGGUGAAACAUAAGAUAUUACAGUUUUUAAUGUCCCGUUGGUAGGAUAAUCGUAAUCGUAGGUCGUCCAAUUUGUUUUCAAGUGAUUGAACAUUGACUAAUAGGAUUGAUGGAAGAGGCAGUUUACUCGCUCGCCGUCGGAUCCUUACAAGGCACCCCGACCUAUGUCCACGAUAUCUCUGUCUCUUUCUCAUGCGAAUGACUGGGAUUUGGGCCUUUUCGGGUGUCUGUAGGAUAUCCUUCGCGUCCGACUUGUUGAAGAAAAAAUCUUCGUCCAAUACGAGGUGAGUAAUCGCUGUCCUGAUAUCCAUAAGCUAUUUUUGGUCAUAAGAGACGGUGGCAGAAACAUUAUGUACAGAAUACAUUACACAUAAUAGUACAAUUGGUUAGAGCGCUGUAAAACGGCAGCCAUCUUCUCCGGCGCCAUUCUCUAAUCUUCUCUCUAUCCUAGUCCAGGGGAGUAAUCAUUAGUCCAAACAAAAACAAGAGUUUAUUUUGGACAAAUUCAGGUAGAUCCCUCCCCGUUUUGUUAAGUUUACUCCCGUUUAAGAAAUGUUUUGCAACAGAAUCAGCCUAAUGAAUAGGCACAGUUGAGGUUCAACUUUUACCAGGGUAUUGUUUUCCAGGGGGAGGGCAGAAGGAGAGUUCCCAUGUUUUGUUGCCUUUCAUGUUUCCUCUCCAAUCAGCCGUGAGGGGGAGUUUCCUUUCCUCUAUUUCACUGCAAAACAAUGAAACCCUUUGAAGGGAGAGAAAUUUGAUCAAUCCUCAGUGCCUUCUGUGUUCUUUUAGGGUCGGUAUCUUCUGGCAAGUUUUCAUUAUGAUUGACAGGUAA